AUAACCCCCUCCUUUUAGCUUGAUUAACUGCCACCGCCUUACUUUACUACUUUUUAUCCUCUCUCUCUCUCUCUCCUCCUCUCCUUGAAAUAUUUUUUGUUCUGUUAUUGUUCCUUCCUUAGAUAUUGGAGGUAUUAUUUGUUCUGUAUUUGUGUCUGCAAUUUGUACAGACACAAAUAUGCAAGUUUUGGGUUGUGUAUUAUUCAAUUAGUUCUCAUCUUUCUCUUCUUGAAAGUUACCGGCUUUGUUUGGGGGGAAUUCUGAGAAAUUUUUACAGAAAAAUGGAUGACGAGUAUGCUAAGCUUAUCAGGAGGAUGAACCCACCCAGAGUUGUAAUUGACAAUAAUGCUUGCAAGGAUGCAACUGUUAUCCAGGUUGAUAGUGUCAACAAGCAUGGGAUUCUCCUGGAAGUUGUCCAAGUUCUUACUGAUUUGAACCUCGUUAUUAGGAAGGCGUAUAUCUCAUCUGAUGGGGGUUGGUUCAUGGAUGUGUUUAAUGUGGUUGACCAAGAUGGGAAUAAAAUUAGAGAUGAAGGGGUCAUCAAUUACAUCCAGAAGACACUUGAAAAUGAUGACUUCUUUAUCUCCCCGUUGAGAGGAGAGUCUGUUGGGGUGAAGCCUUCUGAAGAGCACACCUCCAUUGAACUAGCCGGUACUGAUAGGCCCGGUUUGUUGUCUGAAGUCUGUGCUGUUCUUACGGACCUUCAUUGUAAUGUGGUAAAUGCAGAGGUAUGGACACACAAUUCUAGAGCUGCAGCGGUAGCUCAUGUGACAGAUGAUUCCACUGGGUACGCAAUAAAUGACCCAAAGCGGCUCUCAACAAUAAAGGAACUGCUCUGCAAUGUUCUUAAAGGAAACAAUGACUUGAAGACUGCAAAAAUGAUGCUUUCGCCGCCAGGGGCUACUCAUAGGGAGAGACGAUUACAUCAAAUUAUGUUGGCUGAUCGGGACUAUGAAAGAGCUGAAUAUGGGAGAGUUGGGGAUCUGAGUUUAAGACCACAUGUAACUGUGAUGGAUUGUAUUGAGAAGGAUUACACAGUGAUUACUAUGACAUCGAAGGAUCGGCCAAAGCUGUUAUUUGAUACUGUGUGCACUUUAACAGACAUGCAAUAUGUAGUCUUUCACGGUGUAGUUCACACGGGGAGGAUGGAAGCCUUUCAGGAAUACUAUAUCCGACACAUUGAUGGGUUCCCUAUAAGCUCUGAGGCUGAGCGAGAACGCGUUGUGCAGUGUCUUGAAGCAGCCAUUGAGAGACGAGCCUCCGAGGGACUGGAGCUGGAACUAUGCACAGAAGACAGGGUUGGACUCCUCUCUGACAUUACCAAGAUAUUCAGGGAGAACAGUUUGUGCAUAAAAAGAGCAGAAAUUUCGACAAAAGGUGGGAAAGCCAUAGACACUUUCUAUGUCACGGAUGUGACUGGGAAUGCAGUCGACCCCAAGACUAUCGAUUCCAUUUGCCAACAUAUUGGACAGCCCAUAUUGCGUGUUAAACCUUCACCAAAACCCCCUCAAGAAGAGACAGCAAUGAGCUUCCUCUUUGGGAACUUGUUCAAAGCGCGAACAUUCCAAAAUUUCAAACUGAUCAGAUCCUACUCUUGAUAUUUUCCUGCAUAUACAGUUUGUGGAAGUAGAACACAUGCAGAUAUGUCAGCUGUUUAGUCAGAAUGAAAAUUACUGUAAAGAAAUUGAAGAACACCAUAAAUACAGACUUCCCUGCACUGUAAAAAUUAAUGACGGGCCUAGUCUAUCUCUGUAUAUCUAUCUUAGUGUCCAGUGAAUAAACUGCGUACAGAGUGAUUUUAUUUUGGGUUGUAAAGUAAUAUACAGAUUGUACAGAUAAUUGAAGUCUAUGAUGUAUUAGUGUAAAUAUUGAUUUUAAA
Molecule: messenger RNA, 1879 nt
Organism: Camellia sinensis
Lineage: Eukaryota; Viridiplantae; Streptophyta; Magnoliopsida; Ericales; Theaceae
Product: ACT domain-containing protein ACR6
Source: RefSeq, a predicted model, not a curated record